AUGGCCGACUUGCCCCGGGCAUCAUCCGCUGCUCUCACGCUUGUCCAUCCGACACUCGCCGAGAAGAAGCAUACUUGGACCCUCAACUCCCAAAGCUGGGGAACUGCUCUGGCAGUCGACGAUUACCUCGAGCGUGAAAGCUACCUCGCCAGCAUUCCAGCAACACGAGAUGGCGGCGUUACACACUGGAUCCUCACCGAUAGCACCGCUCCUGCCGAAUCUCGUCCUGUACUAGCAUGCUGCGAAUCUCUCCGCCGCCGUGCUGUCAUCUCCCUCCCUGGCAGCCCGACAAAAGAAGUUAUAACCCAUGGUAUCGGGUCCGUAUUCUGUCCACCCGCCUACCGUGGCAGAGGCUACGCAUCCCGCAUGCUCGCACUCCUAGCACCCAUUCUCAAAACGUGGCAAAAAGAGGAAGGGGAAUGCUACUUUUCGAUUCUGUACUCUGACAUUGGCAAGAAAUACUAUGCUGGUCUAGGAUGGGAUGUCUUUCCCAGCGCCCAUAUCUCUCUUCCAGCUCUUGCUGCUCCGGUGACUAAUGGGGUCACAACAAAUGGAACAAACGGGGUCACAGUAAAUGGAACAAAUGGGGUGCACAAAACGAAGGCAGGGGCAAGGACACUCACCCCUGCUGAAAUUGCCCCCCUUUGCGCCCUUGACGAGCAAUACAUCGGGACCGCCGUUCAAAGCACCGCUAAACAUAUGAAUAAACCAGCCGUAGCACUCCUCGCCGAUUACUCCACCAUGGAAUGGCACCACCUCCGCGAAGACUUCAUGUGCGACAAGCUUUUCCAAGGCAAAGUACCAACGAUCAAGGGCGCUAUCUCUUCUGGCGACAAAGGCUCACGCAUCUGGACCAUCUUCACGCGAAGCUUUUACGGCCCAUUGCAGGACCCGAAGUCGGGGAAUGUACUCCAUCUUUUAAGGCUAGUGAUGGAGGAUGAGCAAGACACCGAGGAAAACGCCCAGAAGCUAAAAAGCGUGUUGGAGGUGGCGCAACGCGAGGCAGGGACGUGGGGGCUUGCAGCCGUGGAAAUGUGGAAUGUAAGUCCGGUGGGUAAAGCACUUCUGGAGAGGACGGGUCUAGAACAUAAGGCGGAGGAGAGAGAGGAGGAGAGUAUUUGCAGUUUGAUGUGGUAUGGCCCUGGGAAAGGCGGGGUAGAGGGUGUGGAAUGGGUUGCGAAUGAGAAGUUUGGUUGGUGUUGA
Molecule: messenger RNA, 1203 nt
Organism: Venustampulla echinocandica
Lineage: Eukaryota; Fungi; Ascomycota; Leotiomycetes; Helotiales; Pleuroascaceae
Exons: 2
Coding region: 1-1203 (400 amino acids)
Source: RefSeq, a predicted model, not a curated record